Panicum virgatum (switchgrass) is the source of this 945-nucleotide messenger RNA. RefSeq lists its product as uncharacterized. The record is from RefSeq and is a predicted model, not a curated record. The coding region runs from base 97 to 402 and encodes 101 amino acids. Lineage: Eukaryota; Viridiplantae; Streptophyta; Magnoliopsida; Poales; Poaceae. The transcript is spliced from 2 exons.
CCUAACCAUAAGCCGCGCGUCCGCGACCUCCAAAUCAGCCGCCGCCCGCCGCCAAUCUCUCUCACCCUCUCACUCUCUGCCUCACCCUCACGAGUCAUGCCGCCGGCGGCCGCCAGUGUUCCUGCCUGUGGGCGACUUGGCGCCGCCCGCCGCCCGCCGACCGGCGAGGGCCCCAGCCCGGCAGCCCCAGGCCAGCCGCCGGCCCAUCCCCAGUCCGGCCACCGCCCGUCCUUCAUCACCCUCAGGCGCGCCGCCGCCGCCGAGGAUGUCGCGAGCAGGAGGUCCUGCUGCUUCUGGUGGUGCCUCAUCGGCAUCCAAGCGUCGGCUCAUCCUAGGACCACCACUGCCGCCGGUGGUGGUGCACAGCGCCACUCUUCCUCCACCUUCGACAACAUGAUCUAAGAGGUCAAGCUCAUCAAAUGGAAGCCCAAGUCCUGUUCCCACUCAAGAUCCUGGUCUCUGUCUGUCCAGUGCAACUCCUACAUCUAGAUCUAGCCCAGGAACAGCAACUGAUGCAGCUUCCUUGCCAAGUGGGGGUGUUAGUGAUGCAGCUGAUGCAGGUUCUUGUGGCUCUUUGCCAAGUGGGGGUGCCAGUGGUGCUGCUGGUGUUGCUGGUAUGAGAUGUCAUUACAUAACAAAUUAUGGCAGAGGACAGGAAACUGAUAGCACCAACAUAUCAACCCUUUUUCAAGAGGAAGAUUGGAUUGGAUAGCUGCUGCCUAGUAUUGGGGAAAAAAUGAAAGCUCAUAAGCAGCAAUUAGCACCUGACACAGGAGCAAAUACCAAAUCUUGUUGCAAUAAAUUGCCAAGCCUGAAAGUUGGUGCUCAUCAACAAAUCACCAGGUGAUAUGUUGGCACUAUCAGUUUCCUAUCCUCUGCCAUAAUUUGUUAUGUAAUGACAUUCUAAUCAAACAUAGAUCAAAUUGAAGUAUGAAACUAAGUGCU